Messenger RNA from Cladophialophora bantiana CBS 173.52, 2391 nucleotides. RefSeq lists its product as uncharacterized. NCBI's taxonomy places the organism in Eukaryota, Fungi, Ascomycota, Eurotiomycetes, Chaetothyriales, Herpotrichiellaceae. Bases 1 to 2391 code for a protein of 796 amino acids. The record is from RefSeq and is a predicted model, not a curated record. The transcript has 3 exons.
AUGGUUGUUGCAUUCAUUCAGGCUAAUCCAUACCGCGAUGCUUCAAAGUUGGUACAGCGACUCAAACACAAACAAGAGACCUCGGAAGAGUUCAUCCUACCAGAGCAGUUGACGAAAGAUUUCGAGGACUCUCUGUCACUAGGAUGUACCGCGGUGCAGAGCUUGUAUGACCAUGAUGUUCGUCGCUUUGGUGAGACGUACGCUCGAGGGGACGCCAUUGCCCGAGAACAAAUGAAGGACAUUCUCAUCAAUCUCCAGCAAGCAGUCAUCUCACAUCUGCGAGAGGUUUUUAUGGAUGAAGCGACAUUGAACCUCCACAUGUUGAAGGAAACAUCGGACGAUUGUCGGGUGAAUGCAACAGUAUGCCUUGGCCAGCUUUACCAGCGUAUGUCGACGGCAACAGCGGCAAUGAAACAAAUAUCACGUCCAUAUGUCGAUGACCCAGACAAGGUCCAGUUGCCGGGGUCCUUGGCUUAUUCAAGCAGCCGCAGUACGCAUUCCUCGUUCGGCGGAAGACCAUAUGACGAUCGAUCUGCCACAUCCUACACCACAUACAGUUCAAGGACAGCCGUAGGUUACGAUCACAAACCAUCUGGUGCUUUGCCGCCGCAACGAAGAACCUCGAUGAAUUCCACCUUCUCUUACACGAGCGAGCCGCCUAAGAGCCGUACGCCAGGUGAAGAUAAUGUCCCGGCCCUCCCCUUCCCUAUGCAGAGACAGACGAGUCAAGGUUCUGUCGAGGCUACGCCCAAUGGUUCUGGUCUGUUUCAGCAACUGGAGGACAGCGCUCCACCGACGAAUGCGGCUCCUCCGCCGUACAGACAGAAUUUAUCCAGGCCGGUUUAUACGAGUGAUGAAAAGGGCCAAAAAUUCCCGAAAGAGUCUAGUUUUUAUCAAUCACCAGUUGCAGACCAGCAUAGUCAUGUACCACAGAACACUUCUUUUCAGCACAGUCCUCGAAUUGAAGGUGAUAUCAAGGCCUCUGUGCCCGGCCUACCCGUUCAAGUCCACGAACUUGACCACAGCCAGUCCUUCGAGACCCACCGAACACCAGAGCAGGAAUUGACAGCACAAAAUACGUCCACGAAUGUGCCAUCGAAUCAACGACCUGCUAUUCCAUUGAACCCUGAUUACAGCACAUUAGAAUACGUUGAAACAUUAGAUUCUCGGAGUCGACCUCCGGUAGCUCGAGCACCAGACAAUCAGUACCAAAGCUUUUGGCAACAACUACCUUCCCCCCUACAGCAGCAAGUGCAGCAAUCAAUGUGGAAUGGCUAUCAAAACCAGCAGAUGCUGCAUGGACAACCGAUCACAAACUCGCCCGUCUCCAGACCCCAGACCAGCAACAUCCGGCCCGAAAGUAUACCUGCUGCCGUGGACCCGCUCCCCCAGCAAAAGGUACCCACCAUCCCUUCAGUUCCACGGCCGCUCUCGAUUCGAUCGACCGGUUCGAACGGAUCAAGACUGGGAUCCUUCACGAUACGCAAGGGACUGCCACCGGGUAUCGCCGAUGCGAUACACAAGCCUGCGCCCUCGGCUCUGGAGACGCAAUUCAAUAGCCUGCCUCGCUAUGUGAAGCCGAAGGCGCUCGAUCUCGCCGACAAUGAGCAGAUUGCUAACCUCAACAGCCCGACUUCGCUGACAGGGCAGCCAAUAGAUAACAUGUCGGACAGCAUUACAGUGAAGUCGACGUCGGAGAGUGCGUCGCUAGAAUCUACGAUGCGACUCGCAUCUGCUUCACCCCAACUACAAAUAGCGCGAUCGCAGCUCAACUUACCGAGCGAGUCGAAUCUUGCUGGGUUCUGCAAAGGCGCAGUAAGGCAGCAACUUGGGGGACGGAAAAAGGGGUUCUCCCUCGAGCACCGAAAGGGGCCCAAAGGACAGGAAUAUUUCUGGCGAUGCACCAAAUGCAACUUCGAAGGACCGGCGCUUGUGUCGAAGGCGCUGCCGAGUGGCGGCCGAGGCUCGGUCAAGACGGAGAAGACGUACGAUAACAAAGUACGAUAUUCUGAAGGGGGCAUCAAGUACCGGUGGAAUUUCCUGGCCAAGUGCCACGUCUCCAAGAAGUUGAUGAUUGGCGACGCGAUGAAUAACGGCGAUGUCUUUGCCUGUUAUUUCUGUUGUGUGGAGGGAGCGGCCAAAGGCUGGAUAGAGGACGGAGUGUCAUCGCAGCUGGCCAGGCUGGGGGGUUUCGGAGAGAAAAAGGCGACGAUGGCGAACGUGACGCCCACAUUCACUGGAUUGCAAGCGUUCCUGACGCAUCUGGAGACGCACCGCCUUCCGGAUCGGAUUCCGGGGUUAAUCGCGUCGAAUGAGAUGUAUUGCAUCGUGGGCAGAGUUGCCCAUGAGCAAGAAGAAUUUGACCUCAAUCUGCCGCCACUGGGAGCAUGA